Molecule: messenger RNA, 333 nt
Organism: Protopolystoma xenopodis
Lineage: Eukaryota; Metazoa; Platyhelminthes; Monogenea; Polystomatidea; Polystomatidae
Source: the annotation of a GenBank genome assembly
AUGUGUGUGUGUGUGAUGGUUGCGCAAUCAGACGACAUCGUUGCCAGGCUGCGUCCUCCCACCCACCCCUUCAAGAACUGGCGAGACCAGACUGAAGCCUACCGGCCAGAUGGUCAGUUAGCUUGUCGAGGGGGAUCGCGAGCCAUGCGAGCAGAAGGCUCAAGAGGUCUUGUCAGGGUUGCGAGGGCCAUAACAGACUUAAGCGGUCUCUUUUUCAACAUGUCCAACUUGAGUUUGCUUACUUCUCCCGGCUGCUCUUCCUCAGGCCCUCAUUCCCACUUCCCUCCGGACUCGGUGUCUGGCUCCAACCAGCCAGACUCUGCAUCCAACUAA